Molecule: messenger RNA, 636 nt
Organism: Pistacia vera
Lineage: Eukaryota; Viridiplantae; Streptophyta; Magnoliopsida; Sapindales; Anacardiaceae
Product: CRIB domain-containing protein RIC7-like
Exons: 3
Coding region: 16-636 (206 amino acids)
Source: RefSeq, a predicted model, not a curated record
GAAAAAGAGUCUGAAAUGCAGAUUGGUUAUCCCACAGACGUAAAGCAUGUUGCCCAUAUAGGAUGGGAUGGUCAAUCGGUAAAUACUCCAAGCUGGAUGAACGAUUCGAAAGCACCACCCGGAUUCUCAUCGGCACCUUUAAGUCUUGGGGGAGAGGGUAAGGACGAUUCCUCAAUCAAAUUGGCUAAUGAAGAAUCGAGCAAAAGUGCAAGAUGUUCUCCAGCACGAGACUUGCCUGAUAUGCCGAAAGCAUCAAGACGUCACGCAUCCACAGGUUCCUCAGCUGAGACCCCCAUGAGGGAGAAACCAGAAAAGACUAAGCAAUCAAAAAAGUCAUCAAAAGGUGUAAGCAAGGGAUUGAGUAUUAUCAAAUCCAAUGAUUCAAGCAAAAGCCAAGAGGUUGAAUCACCCACCAAACGCCCUGAAAUUCCCAAAAAAUCUCGGAGGAAGAAAUCCAGGGACUCCAUGGAGGGAUCGUCUAGAUCUUCAAGAAUAUCAUCAAGGAGAGCUAACGGGUCCAAGUCGGAUUCAAUUUCUGAAUGUGGGUCAGUAUCCAGAGCAGACGAUCUUUGUCAAACUUCAGGAUUAAAUUCUUCCGAGGGAGGGGAAGACAAGGGAUAUAUAGGGAUUUCUUGA